Molecule: messenger RNA, 561 nt
Organism: Metarhizium brunneum ARSEF 3297
Lineage: Eukaryota; Fungi; Ascomycota; Sordariomycetes; Hypocreales; Clavicipitaceae
Source: RefSeq, a predicted model, not a curated record
AUGCCGGACAAGCCGCCACCGCUGCCCGUGGCCGCCGACCGCCUUGCCAUAUCCAACCGCCUGUCCAUGCUGUUCGCGGACCGCUCAGCGCUCAUAAAGAAGCUGGUUCCGCAGUCCUCGACAACCCGCAACCCCAGCCGCCGCGCCCGCCCCCUAGACGACGACGACGUCUUGUUCGGGGCACCCGCGAACCAGGGCGUGGGAUACGUCUCGGAAAAGCCAACCAGGGACACGAAGCGAGAAGACAAGAUGCUGCGGGCCAAAAUGCUAGGCAAGAGAAGGGCCGGCACGUCGGGGGCGAUAUCGAAAGCGCAAGAGAGCGAGAGCGACGACGAGCAAGGGAGGGGGUCGCUGGGGAAGAGGAAGCGCCCGAGGAGGGCGAAGGCGAGGGCGGAUGAGCCUGCCGAGGCGGGGAACGGUACUGGUGAUGGGCAGGACGCGGUCGCCGAGGCUGAGAAUUACGCUGCGACGGAGGCGCGGGAGAGCUCGCCGCAGAUGCAAGAUGCUCGGCCGAAGAAGAAGAAGAAGAAGAGGAAGCGGAAGAACAAAGGGCAAGAAUAA